GGAGAUUUGUCUUCCUCUUCCUCCUCCUCGCCCUCUAUCCGGCGGUCUGUUGCCAUGCUGGCACAAGGGGCAGUUCAUCAGGAUAAUUGCAUGAGUGGCAUGGCGUCGGCUCCGCCCAAGUUCGGGGAUAGGCGUGCCACAUUCGGCUUCGGGUCCAACAGCGUGAGACAGCUGCGUGGACGUUUGGGUGACUGUACUCUCAGAGGCUAUCCUGGCCAAGUGCGCGGACACGUACUUGCAUUCGUCGGGCCGAACAAGUCUUGGGCGUUGAACGAUCAGUGCGAGCCAGGAGGCACGGCCACAUUGGUGCCCGCACCAGGGGAUGUGGCGUUGGGUACGGUGGUCUUCCUGACAGAAGAGCAGCUGGCCGUGCUGGAUGGAUUCGAGGGGGUCCCCUCGACGUACGACCGCCGCGACUUCGAGGCCGAGGUGCUGAUGGACGGGGAGUGGCGGCCGAUGCCCGUGGUCGCGUACAUCAGGCAGGACAGCUCCCAGUGGUACCCCCCCAGCGAAGCCUACCUCUGCGCCGUGCUGCGGAACCUGCGGGGCAGCUUCCCAGCGCUGCGCACCCUGACGCUGCGCGACGCCGAGGGCAAGGUGAGGGGCUCCUGGAGCCACCCGGGCUUCGGGGAGCUCUGCACCGGCGCGCUGCUCUUCGAGAUCGGCGUGCGGAUGCCGGAGCCCUGGCAGCUGCCCCGCGAGAUCGCAGAGCGGCUGCGGCGGCUGGGCGCCGAGCGCGGCGGCGCCGGCGGCGCGGCGGCGGCGCUGGGGCUGCGCCCAGAGGCGGCGGGCGGCGGCGGCGGCGGCCCCGCGCUGGAGGCGGGCGAGGCGGCCGUGGCGAGGGCGCUGCUGUCGAGGGCGGCCGACGCCGAGUCCAGCGAGGACGAGGCGCAGGCGGAGCGGGCCGCGGAGGGGCCCGCGCGCGCGGGGCCCGCGGCGGCGUCUUGAGCGCCGCCGUGCCCCGCCAGCGGCGCCGCGCCCGCGGGCGGGCGGGCGCCGGGGCAGCCGCCGCGCGGGGGGGGCCAUGCCGUCUGGCAGGGGCUCGGUGCUCAGAGGCUCCUCGAGGGGGUGGGCAGGCCUCCUGCCCUGAGACCCAGACCCCCUCGAGUAAUGAAAAAAUCAUGACGGGAGGUUUUUCCUAAUUUUCGUCUUCACCUUCCUGCCCGCUGGUCGCCUCAGCGGUCCACAUCUCCUGAGGGCGCUGAUUCGUGCUGAGCUGCACGCUGGCGCUGGGGGCCCAGGAAAAGAG
Molecule: messenger RNA, 1249 nt
Organism: Prorocentrum cordatum
Lineage: Eukaryota; Dinophyceae; Prorocentrales; Prorocentraceae
Source: the annotation of a GenBank genome assembly